AUGGAAAUCAUUACGGAGAAGUUCUACUCGAACCUUUUCCGUUCAUCAACUCCUGUGUCAAGCCCGAUCAUCCCCACUGGUGAAGCUCCACCACGGAUUCUCCCUUCGGAAGUACGAGUCGCUAUCAAAAGCAUGAAACCUGGCACAGCCUCCGGACCCGAUUUUAUAUCAGCAGACUUUCUUCGGGCUGGUGGCCAUCCGCUUCAUGUAAUCUUAGCAGCGCACAUGACAUCCUACCUUCAGAAAGAAAGGAUCCCACACCAGUGGAAGACCUUGCGAACCGUUCUUAUCUAUAAGAAAGGUGACCGAGAGGACCUUCGGAACUACCGUCCGAUAUGCUUGCUGAGCGUGUUAUACAAAGUAUUCACCAAGAUCAUCCUCACUCGCAUAUCUAGGACACUGGAUGAAGCCCAGCCUCAAGAACAAGCUGGACUCCGCCAGGGGUUCAGCUGCUUGGACCACAUCCAGACGGUGUCGAGGGUCAUAGAGGUUUGCCGGGAAUACCGCCUUCCCCUUGUUCUAAUCUUCGUGGACUAUGAGAAAGCCUUUGACAGCGUAGAAACGAAUGCAGUACUGCCAGCGCUGGUCGAUCAAGGUGUGGACGCGUCGUAUGUGAGGACAUUAGCCAAUUGCUACGAUCGAUGCACAACUAGGAUACAGCUUUUCCACUGCCCUCUCACAAUACCCGUUGGAAAAGAGGUACGACAAGGCGAUACUAUAUCGCCGAAGCUGUUCACGGCUGCAUUGCAAUGCAUAAUGAAAUCACUAUCUUGGGAAGAAAGGGCAUACGUGUUGAUGGAAGAUUUGUUUCGAACCUUCGUUUCGUGGACGACAUCGAGCAGUACCAGUGAAGCAGAAACGAUGCUGAACGAAUUGAACGAAGCAGGGAAGAGAAUAGGACUGCGAAUAAACAGGAAGAAGACACAGUUCGUGAAGAACGCCUACUGUGAGGACGGGGGAGUACAACUUGAAGACUCCCAAAUCGUGGAGACUUCGCCAUAA
Necator americanus (New World hookworm) is the source of this 1002-nucleotide messenger RNA. RefSeq lists its product as uncharacterized. The transcript has a single exon. The coding region runs from base 1 to 1002 and encodes 333 amino acids. The record is from RefSeq and is a predicted model, not a curated record. Lineage: Eukaryota; Metazoa; Nematoda; Chromadorea; Rhabditida; Ancylostomatidae.